AUGCGUCCUCCACCAAGAAGCAUAGAGGAAUGGCUUUAUUUAAAGUUAUUAAAUAGUCGAUCCUUUAAUAAGUUUGUCUUUUGGGUAAAUUGUAAAGUUAAUAAGAAACAAUAUCAUGAACCAAUAUCUUCAACAACUAGCUACAGACCAACAGAAUUACAAAAAUUUAAAGCAUACAGGAUACUUUUUUGGGAUGAAAUGAGAGGAACAUUUGGAUUAAAAAGAUUAACUAAUAAGGGUAAGUGA
Molecule: messenger RNA, 246 nt
Organism: Saccharomycodes ludwigii
Lineage: Eukaryota; Fungi; Ascomycota; Saccharomycetes; Saccharomycodales; Saccharomycodaceae
Gene: MRX7
Product: Mrx7p
Exons: 1
Coding region: 1-246 (81 amino acids)
Source: RefSeq, a predicted model, not a curated record